Molecule: messenger RNA, 5220 nt
Organism: Conger conger (European conger)
Lineage: Eukaryota; Metazoa; Chordata; Actinopteri; Anguilliformes; Congridae
Gene: prkcha
Product: protein kinase C, eta, a
Exons: 14
Coding region: 522-2570 (682 amino acids)
Biological process (GO): protein phosphorylation
Molecular function (GO): diacylglycerol-dependent serine/threonine kinase activity; ATP binding
Source: RefSeq, a predicted model, not a curated record
CUAAAGAGAAUAGCACAACUGUUCGACGAAGAGGAAGUCUGCCAGAAUCUUGGAAGCAUGGAAUUAAUGCCAAACCUGAAAAUAAAAGUGCAUCGGUAGCUGGAAGUAAUUAUCUGCAUUAGUUUCGCAACCGUGAAUGCUUGUCAUUGAUUCUUCAAAACUUACUUCCCCCUUCACGAAACCUGCACUGUCCUUCCUCAUUAGUUUCUCUCUGCGGAACGUGUGAACUUAAGUAGUGACUAGCGCUAUUCGGCGGCUGUAUGCGACGAACACUCAGAUUACACGCGCUGGACCAAGAGAGCGUGUUGGGGGCUUUAGGAUUAAAUUCUACUUUGGCUCAGUCCGCAAGAAUUUUCCCAUUGUGUCACUGGAAUACAAUCACAAGAGGAAAAACGCCAGAAAGAUUAAUUGCAUUUACUUGAGAUUUUAAUGUUUAGGUUUAAAUAUCUUAAUAAACAGGAGUAGAUUAGGCUAUGUUCUGUUAUCUAAAUUUGUGAUUAUUCAUACGAUAGGAAGAUAAUAUGAAAUUCAACGGGUACCUGAAGCUCAGGAUUGGGGAGGCGGUGGACCUUAAGCCAACAUCCACUUCUCUCCGACACUCCGUUAUGUUUAACAAAACGUCUACAUCUCUGGAUCCCUACAUUUUGGUCAAAGUGGACGGAUGCAAAAUCGGACAGACGCACACCAAGCAGAAGACAAACACGCCGACUUACAACGAAGAGUUUAGUCUCAACGUCAACGAUGGAAGGAAAAUUGAACUUGCGGUGUUUCACGAUACCCCGAUUGGAUAUGACGAUUUCGUUGCCAACUGUAACAUUCACUUCGAGGACCUGAUCAAAACGUCCAACACAGAGGAAACCUUCGAAGGAUGGCUGGACUUGGAGCCUGAGGGCAAGGUGUACAUUGUGAUCUCUCUCACCGGCUCCUUCGUCGACGACGACGCCGUGGGAAAUGAGAGGCAGUUCAAGCAGUUCAAUCGACAGCGGCAGGGGGCGGUGCGGAGGAAGAUCCAUCAGGUCAACGGGCACAAGUUCAUGUCCACCUUCCUGCGCCAGCCCACCUUCUGCUGCCACUGCAAGGAGUUCAUCUGGGGGGUUUUCGGCAAGCAAGGCUACCAGUGCCAAGUGUGCACCUGCGUGGUCCACAAGCGAUGUCACCAGAAGGUCGUCACAAACUGCCCCCGAAUGAAGAAGCCAGCCAAGGAGGAGCCCACUGCCCCAGGCUUCAGCAUCAACGUCCCUCACAAGUUCAACGUCCACAACUACAAGGUGCCCACCUUCUGCGACCACUGUGGCUCGCUCCUGUGGGGAAUCGUCAAACAGGGCCUGCACUGCAAGAUCUGUAAGAUGAACGUACACAUCCGCUGCCAGGGUAAUGUAGCGCCUAGCUGCGGUGUCAACAAUGUGGAGCUAGCCAAAAAGCUAGCAGAGAUGGGACUACAGCCAGGAGGACUCUCAAAAAGAAACUCUGUGGCGAACAGUGUCAGUGAAAGCCCCUCCAGGAGCAACAGCUCGAGGCCGGAGAGCAGCAGCAGGGACUCGGAGGUGCCGACCCGGCGCUUUGGGAUCCUAGACUUCACUUUCCUGCAGGUGCUGGGCAAAGGCAGCUUCGGGAAGGUGAUGCUGGCUCGGCUGAACAGCAUGGAGCGCGUGUUUGCGGUGAAGGUGCUGAAGAAGGACAUCAUCCUGCAGGACGAUGACGUGGAGUGCACCAUGACGGAGAAGAGGGUUCUGUCGCUAGCAUGCUGCCAUCCCUACCUCACGCAGCUCUACUGCUGCUUCCAGACCUCCGACCGUCUCUUCUUCGUCAUGGAGUUUGUGAACGGGGGCGACCUCAUGUUCCACAUACAGAAGUCUCGGAAAUUUGAUGAGGGACGGGCGCGAUUCUACACAGCCGAGAUCACCUCCGCCCUCAUGUUCCUGCAUUCUAAGGGCAUCAUCUACAGAGACCUGAAGCUGGACAACGUGCUCCUGGACAAGGACGGCCAUUGCAAGCUGGCCGAUUUCGGCAUGUGCAAAGAGGGGAUGUUCGAAGGCGUGGCUACUGGUACCUUCUGUGGCACCCCGGAUUACAUCGCCCCGGAGAUCCUGCAGGAGAUGCUGUACGGGCCCUCUGUGGACUGGUGGGCGCUUGGCGUGCUGCUCUACGAGAUGCUGUCCGGCCACGCGCCCUUCGAGGCUGAGAACGAGGACGACCUGUUUGAGGCCAUCCUCAAUGAGGAGAUCGUCUACGCUUCCUGGCUGAGCACCGACGCUGUGGCCAUCCUUAGGGCUUUUCUCACCAAGAACCCGCUGCGACGGCUGGGCUGCGUGCCUUCUGACGGUGGGGAGAACGCCAUCGUCAGCCACUCCUUCUUCAUGGGAAUUGACUGGGAGAAGCUGAACCGCCGGGAGCUGGAGCCCCCUUUCAAACCCAGGAUCAAAACGGCAGAGGACGUGAAUAAUUUCGACCCGGACUUCACUCGAGAGGAGCCCACUCUCACGCCCAUCGAAGACGCACUCAUCCCCUCCGUCAACCAGGAGGAGUUCCAGAACUUCUCUUUCACCUCCUCAGACCUGCUGGAUGCCUAGCGCUCCUGUACCCCUGUCCCUCUCUCCAUCUCCAUCCCUUUCUUCCUCUCCUUCUUUGUCUCUGCUUAAGCACUCUCGCGGCCUCCGUGACCGAGCGCGCUCUACCCACAGACUGACGCGCUGUAAGUUGGGCGAGCAGCCUUGCGCGUGGCCUUGCUCACAUCCUCAGGCGUGUGGAGCCGUAUGGAGCAGGGGAUACUCCCACACCGCGCCCCACCGCGCCCUGCGGGUGGCUCUCCGAUAUGAUCCCAUCGUCGCAAGGAGCCCGGAAGUCUGGCUCCCCGGGUGGAAGGUCUGAGAGAGCGGAGAUGAAGUGAUACUGCACUCCAAACCCUCUCUCUCUCUCUCUCUCUCUCAGAACAACCGUUUCAUUCAAGAACCCCAUAUCUUUCAGGACUCAGAAUCUCUUUAUCUCCACCGUUUCAAUUUUAUCUUCUUUUUGUUUUUUUGUUUUUUUAGUUUGAACUUGCCCUGCACGUGUCGGAACGUCGUCAGUGAAAUUCGCAUUCAGGAACUUUGAAACGAUGGGAGGUGUGCGAACGGCAGAGGGGUAUUCUGCUACUCAUGUGCCUGCCUCACCAAACGGGCAGAGCGCUAAGUUGAAGUGCUCAUGUCAAGUGUAUCCCUUCACUAAUGGCACCGAAAAUAAAGUGCACGACUAGGAAUUUAGUGCAUAUCGUAGCCCUGCACGAAAGGAGCUCUCCCGGCCUCAGCUCACCACGCCACAGUGAGUCAGAAUAGGCAGACCCCAGGAGACAUGGUGGUUGGGCGGUGUCUUACUGCCAAUACUUCCUGUUAACGACAGCCCACUUAUUAAAAUCCCUUGGAAGGCCUUUGUGAAAUACUUUUCCAGUGAUGUACUUCUCCAGGCUGAAUGACUAACUUGAAUAGAAAAAGGAUAUGAGAUUCCUUGACCGUUCAGCCUGUAGGUCUCUAUGAAGGCAGGAUAGGGAGGGAAAGGAGAAUUUGUUUUAGACCCCGGCUGUGCAGUCUUGUACAUAACAGUAAACUGUAUUACUUCAGUGAAGGUAGUUUUCCAUUUGUGUCUGUAUGCAUUUUUGGGGCCUUGGAGUCACGGACUCCCAGUGAUCUCUUAGGAUCAUGCCAUGUGGGUCUGUUGAGCUAUGCAGGUAGUCUGUAAUUUUCCAUUCACUUCCAGAUGCUUCCGUGAGCAGCUGCUCAAACCCGAGCCAUCCAGUAAAAUCUUAUUCAUUGCUGGCCUAAAAGCAUUGCUUUCAGUUACUGCAAAAACCCAGAGAUUCCACCUUAAUGACCGAUUCUAUCCCUGCGGAUGGUAUGACUUCUGCACAGAGAAGGACUGAAAGAUAUCGUGCACUGACUUCGAAGCUGUUGCCUAUAGUGAUACUGACAUGUAAACACAGCCUGCAUUUGGUUCAUUCAAACUUCAAAAGUAAGAAUGGCUGAUAUGCGAUAUACAGUACAGUUCGUAUGUAUUUGGACAGCAGGUACAAUUUCUGUUCAUUUGGCUCUGUUGUCCAGCACAAUGGAUUUUAAAUUAAACAAUAAAAGGUUGAGGUUGAAGUGCAGACUGUCACCUUUAAUGUGAGGGUAUUCAUGUCCAUAUCAGGUGAUAUAAAAGUCACAUCCUUUUUUUUUUUUUUGUCCCCCCCCCCCCCAUUUUAGGGGACCAAAAGUUAAGUGUUCCAAGUGCUUAUUUAUCUUACUUCUUUGCCUCAUAAUGGCUUCCUUGACUGUCAGUGGCACAACUCUGGGCCUCAUGUUAACAAAUGGCAAUAACAGACUCCAAAGGCCUAGAAUCAAGACUAGAUACUGAAAGAUUUCUUAUACAUGCACCGAGGAAGCGAUUGAAUACACCUGAUUAUUCAGAAGCAACUGAGAGGCCAACUGUCUAAUUACUUUUGAUCCCCUAAGGGGGGGGGCUAUGUAUAAAAAGGCAUGUGAUUCCUAGAUGCAUCACCUGAUAUGGACGUAAAUAAAUGUCAAAAUACAUACUAACUGCACUGUAGUGGGAGAGACAAGCAGUUUCACCUUAUUUCAAAAUGUAAGCACCUUCAGUACUCUGUCAAUUGUAACCAUGGGUAGGUUAAACUGAGGGGAAGUACUUGAUUGUAAAAGAAGUAAAAUGGGUACAAAACAAGCAAUAACUAAUUUAUUUAUUUGUACACAUUGCUCAUCUGUAAACAGAAUAAUGCACUGUCGUUAAAGCCAUGUCAAUAAAUGUGAAUGCCAUGAAUCUGUUUGAACUGUAUCAAAGGGGAUAGUUUUUCAGGUAUUAUUGUAAUCUAGCCGAGUGUACAUUAGCUUUAUUACUCUUCAUUAUUCAAAAGACAUGAACGUAAAGUGGAAAUAGGUAAGGACAUUGAGGCCUAUCGUGAAUGUACAGUAGUAGUCCUUUUUACCCACUCUGAUGGCUGUUGACUUGUAGGUCUGUACAUAAUUGUGCUUUUACAGUAGUACUGGCGAACUUGAGCACUGAAUCAGUUGUCUUGUGAGAGACACUGUUGGCCAUGUCCUGUUUGUGUCCUGUGCAGUGAGGCACUGGCUUUGGUUCUGCUGAUUGGCCUCUCCUGCUGCAGGCGCAUUGGCGAGCUGGGCUGUCUGUAUGCACUCCAGGUACUGCUGAAAAAGUAUAAAAUACACAAAGUAAAUAAAGAUGUAAUUGAUGACA